UCUCGAUCACAAGCGCAGGCCACCUUGGGACAUUUUCAUAUUACCGCUCAGUUAGUUACAUCGUACGGUAACUAUACUUUCUUUUGCAUUGCAUCGUUGAUGGGGCCAUCCUUAACAUCACGAAACGAACCAUUCUGCUUUCUAGAUCUGUACCUAGCAUUGCGAGCAGGCCAAAUAAUACAGAUUCGGAUUCGCGCGACACAGCGGGAGUAAUCAUAGCCGAUCAAACAUAAAACUUCACCCACACCUCCACGUCAUUUUACCAACAUCAGUCGCCCAGCCACGUCUCUCCCGAGAAGCUCUUGUCAUGGACAAGGCCGACACCUCUGCCGCUCCUGUGGGUGCGUCAAGCCCAAUUCCAAUUCCGAUCGAUCAGCCACAGCGCUCGAACUCGCAGCAGGGUAGCAUUGGCAAUGGUUCUGGCUCGCACAGAACCCCAGGCCACAUCCCCACGCAUCGCCAGAGCUUUGCUGAGAACCUGAGAAACCCGCCUCCUUCGCCCCGGGCACAGAGGCACUUGUCUCUGUCACAAUCAGCCAUACAGGAACUUCUCCUCAAGAACCCCUCCUCCAAACAGCCUAAUCCCCUAUUUGCGAAUCGGGACUGGCGCGAUGUGGCCGUCGGAGAGCUUGUUACGCAGGAUGACGUCAAGUGGGCAGAUCUAGACACGAGCGUCGAGGAGGCUACGAUGUUACUUCUGAGGAGCUCUCCAGCAAAUGUUGUCCACGUCCGGGAGAAGAGCACAGACAAUACGCCCGUAUCUACCUUUGACUACAAUGACUUGAAUGCGUAUAUCCUCGUCGUUGUUGGUCUGGCGCAUCCCGAGGAUGAUGAACAAGUCGCUUUAUAUGAUGAAAUAGCCAGAAAAGCUCGAGAACGGGUGGCUAUUCCGCUGCGGGAUAUUCAACCUAUCUGUCGCAAAGAAGUUCUCGUCACGUUUUCUGCUGAUGAACCCCUCUCCAGGGGCGUCGAGGUGCUGGGAAGCGGUAUUCAUCGAGUCUUCGUCACCACCGGCAAUGGCGAUGUUAUCGGAGUCCUCAGUCAACUGAAAGUUCUGGGAUUUUUCUGGGAGGAAGGUGUUUCUUUCCCUGAAAUCGACAGGUUAUAUCCGGUACCGCUGCGCGAUCUCAAGCUGGGAACUCAUCAAAUAAUUGCCAUCAAUGCCGACAGGCCUUUGGCCGAGGCCCUGACGCUGAUGAGCAACGAGGGCCUUACAUCCGUCGCUGUGGUUGACAAUGGGAUGAACGUAGUGGGCAACAUCAGCACUGCCGAUGUACGACUUCUGACUUCGGCUGCCAGCAUGCCCUUGCUAGAGUCAACCUGCAUGCACUUCAUCAGCGUCAUCCUCACCGAGAGGGGUGUGGAAAGGGGCCAAGACUCGUUUCCCGUCUUCUAUGUCAACCCAUACUCUACUCUCGCCCACACCGUCGCGAAGCUCACAGCUACUCAAAGCCAUCGGAUGUGGGUUGUCGAGAGCCCCUCGCCAUCUCCAAGCGUGCCUGGCACACCACUGUUACAACCAGUGUCGUCUGCCUCCUCAGGUCAAGUUGCAGGAGCUACGCCGACCACGCCAGCGACUACAUCCACUGCUUCGGGAACACCCGCGCUGUCCACGGCGACUUCGACCGGCUCUACGAUAGUGAUACCCUCGGCUGUCCCGACUGCUUCACUCCCACCGCCGGUCAGCUCGUCGGUGCCGGCCGCAGCGCUACCUGGCGCUCACCUGUCUGGGCGGCUCACUGGCGUCAUCUCCUUGACCGAUAUUUUGAAUAUGUUUGCAAGGUCGUCGGGACUCCAUCCCUCAGACCCGGGCGAGCAGCGUGCCCGUCGAAGACGCAGCUCGAGCGCGAGUAUGCGCCCAAGUAUGGAAGCGUCUAGACCUAGCGCCGAGUUUAUUAGGAGAUUAGGCUGAGACUUGGGUGUACAUGGUGACGGCCCGAUUAUAGGAUGAUCUAUUCAAAUGAGGCAGGAUGCUAGAUAGAGUAAUAGGGCCUGACCGUUCUACGAAUUUUACCAGCUGCCUCAUCAGGCAUUCGACCUUGUUUUCAUCAGUCUGAGAUUUUGUCACGGCUUCAGAACAAAAUUGUUUCUCUACAACGCAUCACAACUUGAUAUAUCCUAACCAACACUGUGCAGAUCAAAUAGUUUGUAUUACACCCCGGGACCAAAGCCAGGGAUCAGUUUCAUGUGCACUGAUGAAGAGAUAUAAGUGAGAAAUCGGCUGGGCAAAAUUUCGCAGUAUAGGCCGUGAAAGACACCGAAAAAGAACCAAGACCUGAGAUGAACCGAAUGCAACCAAAACGACCAAGUCCCCCAAAUGCCCCAUCCGAUCCAGCGUGUGCAAAUACAAACAACAAAUUUGGUCAUACAACAUAUAUAGUAC
Molecule: messenger RNA, 2383 nt
Organism: Pyricularia oryzae 70-15
Lineage: Eukaryota; Fungi; Ascomycota; Sordariomycetes; Magnaporthales; Pyriculariaceae
Product: SDS23
Exons: 3
Coding region: 308-1912 (534 amino acids)
Biological process (GO): regulation of mitotic metaphase/anaphase transition; cellular response to glucose starvation
Molecular function (GO): protein serine/threonine phosphatase inhibitor activity
Source: RefSeq, a predicted model, not a curated record